Stomoxys calcitrans (stable fly) is the source of this 3124-nucleotide messenger RNA. RefSeq names its product ionotropic receptor 25a. The record is from RefSeq and is a predicted model, not a curated record. NCBI's taxonomy places the organism in Eukaryota, Metazoa, Arthropoda, Insecta, Diptera, Muscidae. Gene Ontology annotation, biological process: monoatomic ion transport; synaptic transmission, glutamatergic; modulation of chemical synaptic transmission. Gene Ontology annotation, cellular component: postsynaptic membrane; plasma membrane. The transcript has 9 exons. Gene Ontology annotation, molecular function: glutamate-gated receptor activity; transmitter-gated monoatomic ion channel activity involved in regulation of postsynaptic membrane potential. The coding region runs from base 183 to 3011 and encodes 942 amino acids.
AUUCCCACUUAUAAAUAAUUUCUUUGACUAUAAUUCGUUGGCAUGGCAUUUUCAUUUGAAUUCAGUUAUAUUUUAGAACUCGAAGUGUUAAAACUCGUUUCCGAUUAGCGACUCUACCGAAAAGGAUUUAAAUACUUGCUACCAAUACAUACAUAUAUGUUGAAAGCUAUCGGUGGAUCAUAAUGACAUUUUUUUCUUUAAGAUUUGUCAAAAUUCUUUUAAUACAUUUUAAUUUGAUUUUGCAACAAAAAAUUACGCUUGUCUCAUCACAAACCAGUCAAAAUAUAAAUGUUUUGUUCAUCAAUGAACUCGACAAUGAUGCUGCUUCAAAAGCCAUUGACAUUGUUCAAACGUAUCUAAAGAAAAAUUCCAACUAUGGCUUAUCCUUGCAAAUUGACAAAAUCGAAGCAAAUAAGACAGAUGCCAAGGCUUUGCUGGAAUCAAUUUGUUUAAAAUAUGCGGACAGCAUUGAAAACAAUCAACCACCCCAUGUGAUUUUUGAUACAACUAAAUCGGGUGUGGCAUCCGAGACGGUCAAAUCUUUUGCACAGGCUUUAGGCUUGCCUACCGUAAGUGCUUCUUAUGGUCAAGAGGGCGAUCUAAGGCAAUGGCGGGAUAUGGAAGAGAUUAAACAAAAGUACCUGUUGCAAGUUAUACCACCAGCCGAUAUUAUCCCAGAGGUUGUCCGCAGCAUUGUGCGUAAAAUGAAUAUCACGAAUGCCGCCAUUUUGUACGAUGAGACAUUUGUGAUGGAUCACAAAUAUAAAUCGCUCCUCCAGAAUAUACAGACUAGACAUGUUAUCACAGCUGUAGCGGAUGGUGAUAGUGCACGAGCAGAUCAAAUCGAACGUUUGCGGAAUUUGGAUAUAAAUAACUUUUUUAUUUUGGGCAGUUUAAAAACUAUUGGUCAAGUACUAGAAUCUGUGAAGCCAGCGUUUUUCGAGCGAAAUUUUGCCUGGCAUGCCAUUACUCAAAAUGAAGGAGAGGUCAGUAGCAAACGAGACAAUGCGACCAUUAUGUUCCUAAAACCCGUAGUGUAUCCACAAAACCGAGAACGAUUGGGACAACUUAGGACUACCUACAAUUUGAAUGAGGAGCCUCAGAUUAUGUCUGUCUUUUAUUUCGAUUUGGCUUUAAGGACUUUUUUGGCCGUCAAAGAAAUGUUGCAGUCUGGAGCUUGGCCUGCCAAUAUGGAAUAUUUAGGUUGCGACGAUUUCCAAGGAGGAAACACACCUGAAAGGAAUAUUGAUCUGAGGCAGGCAUUCAUACAGGUUACCGAACCCACUUCGUAUGGUGAUUUUGAAUUGGUCACGCAACCAGGGAAACCCUUCAAUGGCUACAGCUAUUCAAAGUUUGAAAUGGAUAUAAACGUCGUACAGAUUCGUGGUGGCACUUCGGUGAAUAGCAAAUCUAUUGGCAGUUGGACUGCUGGUUUGGAUUCGCCGCUAGUAGUGAAGGAUGAAGAAGCUAUGAAGAAUUUAACAGCAGAUACAGUCUAUCGAAUUUUCACUGUGGUGCAAGCUCCUUUUAUAAUGAGGGAUGAAACUGCUCCAAAGGGGUACAAAGGAUAUUGUAUUGAUCUGAUCGAUGAAAUUGCAAAUAUCGUACAUUUCGACUACACAAUUGAAGAAGUUGAAGAUGGUAAAUUUGGAAAUAUGGAUGAAAAAGGCGAAUGGAAUGGCAUUGUGAAGAAACUAAUAGACAAGAAGGCGGAUAUAGGUCUGGGUUCAAUGUCUGUCAUGGCGGAACGAGAAAUUGUUAUCGACUUCACGGUGCCUUACUAUGAUUUGGUGGGAAUCACCAUUAUGAUGCAAAGGCCAAGUACGCCUAGUUCGCUCUUCAAGUUCUUGACCGUGCUGGAGACCAACGUAUGGCUGUGUAUAUUGGCUGCGUAUUUCUUUACGAGUUUUUUGAUGUGGGUCUUUGAUCGCUGGAGCCCCUACAGUUAUCAAAAUAAUAGAGAAAAAUAUAAGGACGACGAUGAGAAACGAGAAUUUAACCUAAAGGAAUGCCUUUGGUUUUGUAUGACUUCACUAACCCCUCAAGGUGGUGGUGAAGCACCCAAAAAUCUAUCUGGACGUUUGGUGGCUGCAACAUGGUGGUUAUUUGGUUUCAUUAUAAUCGCUUCAUACACCGCCAAUUUGGCUGCCUUUUUGACCGUAUCCCGUUUAGAUACACCCGUUGAGUCCUUGGAUGAUUUAGCGAAACAAUACAAAAUUUUGUAUGCCCCCCUUAACGGCUCUUCAGCUAUGGUCUACUUCGAACGCAUGGCUAAUAUUGAGCAAAUGUUUUAUGAGAUUUGGAAGGAUCUGUCUUUGAAUGAUUCUUUAUCGCCUCUGGAAAGAUCAAAGUUAGCUGUGUGGGAUUAUCCAGUCAGUGAUAAGUACACUAAAAUGUGGCAAGCCAUGCAGGAAGCACAGUUGCCGGCCACUUUAGAUGAGGCGGUGGCACGUGUUCGAAAUUCUACCACAGCUACGGGAUUUGCUUUUCUAGGGGACGCCACGGAUAUUCGUUAUCUUGUGAUGACCAAUUGUGAUCUUCAAGUGGUUGGAGAGGAGUUUUCAAGAAAGCCGUACGCCAUAGCCGUGCAACAAGGCUCCCAUCUCAAAGAUCAGUUUAAUAAUGCCAUUUUAACAUUGCUUAACAAACGACAGUUGGAAAAACUCAAGGAGAAAUGGUGGAAGAACGAUGAGGCACAGGCCAAAUGUGACAAGCCCGAAGACCAGUCCGAUGGUAUUUCUAUUGAGAACAUCGGUGGUGUAUUCAUAGUUAUUUUCGUCGGCAUUGGAAUGGCGUGCAUUACUCUGGUCUUUGAGUACUGGUGGUACAAAUACCGCAAAAAUCCCCGAAUUAUAGACGUGGCCGAAGCAACAUCUACGCCACCUGGAAAGGAUGUGAAAUUGGCCGAGGGAAUUAUUCUUGGCCAAACAGGCAAGGAAUAUGAGAAAGCCAAUGCUGCAUUGCGCCCACGGUUCAAUCAGUACCCCCAAAAUUUUAAACCAAGGUUUUAAAUAUGGACCCUCAGCGUCUUUGAGAAAUGUUUAUUGAAAUGAAUGUAAUUUCCUUAAUGUUUGUUGUUUUAAUCUUUAACAUGGCACAGAAAAAUAUUAAGUUCAAUAAAAGU